Messenger RNA from Symphalangus syndactylus (siamang), 5757 nucleotides. It is a transcript of the gene TBC1D8B, whose product is annotated as TBC1 domain family member 8B. NCBI's taxonomy places the organism in Eukaryota, Metazoa, Chordata, Mammalia, Primates, Hylobatidae. The record is from RefSeq and is a predicted model, not a curated record. Gene Ontology annotation, molecular function: calcium ion binding.
AUUUCCCAGUCCGGCGGUAGCGCUGUGGGAGGGAAUUGGCAAUCUCUCUGCCUACGUGGGAGAGACGGGAGGGUUGGGGGAAGUGUGGAAAACCUGAACCUGAGCUGCUGUCGCCUGAGGAAGAUUUGGUGGGAGGAGAAGCAGAGGGGAAGAGACGGGUUGAGGGUGAGGUGAGGAGGGCAUCCAGGUCACUGCUCCCGGGGGGCACAAAGUUCGCGAUGUGGCUGAAGCCUGAGGAAGUGCUUCUGAAAAAUGCGCUGAAGCUGUGGCUGAUGGAAAGGUCCAACGACUACUUCGUGCUGCAGCGGCGUCGGGGCUACGGGGAGGAAGGCGGAGGGGGGCUCACAGGGCUUCUGGUUGGGACUCUUGAUUCAGUCUUAGACUCUACUGCUAAAGUAGCUCCAUUUCGCAUCCUACACCAGACACCAGAUUCUCAAGUUUACUUGUCAAUUGCAUGUGGAGCCAACAGAGAAGAAAUAACCAAGCAUUGGGAUUGGUUGGAACAAAAUAUUAUGAAGACCUUAUCUGUAUUUGAUUCAAAUGAAGAUAUUACUAAUUUUGUACAAGGAAAAAUAAGAGGAUUAAUUGCUGAAGAGGGAAAACAUUGUUUUGCAAAAGAUGAUCCUGAGAAAUUUCGAGAAGCCCUUUUGAAAUUUGAAAAAUGUUUUGGUUUACCAGAGAAGGAGAAGUUAGUGACCUAUUAUUCAUGCAGUUAUUGGAAAGGACGGGUUCCUUGUCAGGGUUGGCUUUAUCUUAGCACCAACUUUCUGAGCUUCUAUUCUUUUUUGUUGGGAUCAGAAAUAAAACUCAUUAUCUCCUGGGAUGAAGUCUCGAAACUUGAAAAGACUUCAAAUGUCAUACUGACAGAGAGUAUUCACGUGUGUUCCCAAAGAGAGAAUCACUACUUUUCAAUGUUUUUGCACAUUAACCAAACAUACCUUCUUAUGGAACAGCUGGCAAACUAUGCCAUUAGAAGACUUUUUGAUAAGGAAACAUUUGAUAAUGACCCAGUCCUUUAUAAUCCUCUACAGAUCACCAAAAGAGGUCUGGAAAAUAGAGCCCACAGUGAGCAAUUUAAUGCCUUUUUUAGGCUGCCCAAAGGAGAGAGUUUGAAAGAAGUACAUGAAUGUUUCUUAUGGGUACCAUUCAGCCACUUCAAUACUCAUGGGAAAAUGUGCAUCUCAGAAAAUUAUAUCUGCUUUGCUAGCCAAGAUGGCAAUCAGUGUAGUAUAAUCAUUCCACUACGAGAGGUCUUAGCUAUAGAUAAGACAAAUGAUUCCAGCAAAUCUGUCAUCAUUAGCAUCAAAGGAAAAACAGCUUUUCGCUUCCAUGAAGUUAAAGACUUUGAACAACUGGUAGCAAAACUCAGGCUCAGAUGUGGAGCAGCUUCAACUCAAUAUCAUGAUAUUAGCACAGAGCUUGCUAUUAGUUCUGAGUCUACAGAGCCAUCUGAUAAUUUUGAGGUGCAAUCUUUGACAAGUCAGAGGGAAUGCAGUAAAACUGUGAACACUGAAGCCUUAAUGACGGUAUUUCACCCUCAGAAUUUGGAGACUCUUAAUUCUAAAAUGUUGAAAGAAAAAAUGAAGGAACAGUCAUGGAAAAUACUGUUUGCAGAAUGUGGGCGUGGUGUUAGUAUGUUUCGAACCAAAAAGACUCGAGAUCUUGUUGUAAGAGGGAUUCCAGAAACCUUAAGAGGAGAACUCUGGAUGCUUUUUUCAGGUGCUGUUAAUGACAUGGCUACUAAUCCUGGCUAUUACGCUGAAGUGGUUGAGCAGUCCUUAGGGACCUGCAACUUGGCUACUGAAGAAAUUGAACGUGAUUUACGUCGCUCUCUUCCUGAGCACCCAGCCUUUCAGAGUGACACUGGCAUAUCUGCUCUGAGAAGGGUACUCACUGCUUAUGCAUACAGGAACCCCAAAAUUGGAUACUGCCAGGCAAUGAAUAUUUUGACUUCAGUGCUGCUUCUAUAUGCAAAAGAGGAAGAAGCUUUUUGGCUUCUGGUUGCUGUAUGUGAACGAAUGUUGCCUGAUUAUUUUAAUCGUCGAAUUAUUGGUGCCUUGGUGGAUCAGGCAGUCUUUGAAGAACUUAUCAGGGAUCACCUUCCUCAGCUGACAGAACACAUGACUGAUAUGACAUUCUUUUCCUCAGUUUCUCUCUCUUGGUUUCUCACACUUUUUAUUAGUGUGCUACCUAUUGAAAGUGCAGUGAAUGUGGUGGACUGUUUCUUCUAUGAUGGAAUAAAGGCCAUUUUGCAACUGGGAUUGGCAAUACUUGACUAUAAUUUAGACAAACUGCUGACUUGUAAAGAUGAUGCUGAAGCUGUGACAGCUUUAAACAGGUUCUUUGACAACGUCACUAAUAAGGAUAGUCCAUUGCCUUCAAAUGUUCAGCAGGGUUCAAAUGUGAGUGAUGAAAAAACCAGUCAUACUAGAGUGGAUAUUACAGAUUUGAUUAGAGAAUCAAAUGAGAAAUAUGGUAAUAUUCGCUAUGAAGAUAUACACAGUAUGCGCUGUCGAAAUAGGUUGUAUGUGAUACAGACCCUAGAGGAAACAACAAAACAGAAUGUGUUGCGUGUUGUAUCACAAGAUGUGAAAUUGAGCCUUCAUGAAUUGGAUGAACUUUAUGUCAUCUUUAAGAAAGAGCUGUUUUUAUCUUGUUAUUGGUGUUUGGGUUGUCCGGUAUUGAAGCAUCAUGACCCCAGUCUGCCAUAUUUGGAACAGUAUCAGAUUGACUGCCAGCAGUUCAGAGCGUUGUAUCACUUGUUGAGUCCCUGGGCUCAUUCUGCAAAUAGAGACUCACUAGCUUUAUGGACAUUCAGAUUGUUGGAUGAAAACUCGGAUUGCCUUAUAAACUUCAAAGAAUUCUCCUCUGCAAUUGACAUAAUGUACAAUGGAAGUUUUACUGAGAAGCUUAAGCUGCUUUUUAAGCUACAUAUUCCUCCAGCUUAUACUGAAGUGAAAUCUAAGGAUGCUUCAAAAGGAGAUGAACUUUCCAAGGAAGAAUUACUUUAUUUCAGUCAGCUCCACGUUUCUAAGCCUGCAAAUGAGAAGGAAGCAGAAUCAGCAAAACACAGCCCUGAAAAAGGCAAAGGGAAAAUUGAUAUUCAAGCAUAUCUAAGUCAAUGGCAAGAUGAGCUUUUCAAAGAAGAAGAAAACAUUAAGGAUUUACCAAGAAUGAAUCAGUCUCAGUUUAUUCAGUUUUCAAAGACCCUCUAUAACUUAUUUCAUGAGGACCCUGAAGAAGAAUCAUUAUAUCAAGCCAUUGCUGUUGUAACCAGCCUUUUACUCAGGAUGGAAGAAGUUGGAAGGAAACUACAUAGCCCUACAUCAUCAGCCAAAGGAUUCUCUGGUACUGUCUGUGGUUCUGGAGGACCCAGUGAGGAAAAAACAGGGAGCCACUUGGAGAAAGAUCCUUGUUCCUUUAGGGAGGAACCUCAGUGGUCAUUUGCAUUUGAACAGGUCCUUGCAUCGCUGUUGAAUGAACCAGCAUUGGUGAGGUUUUUUGAGAAACACAUAGAUGUAAAAGCCAAGCUGGAAAAUGCAAAAAUUUCUCAGUUAAGGUCUAGAACCAAGAUGUAAAUCCCUAGGAAUUGCCUAUCAUAGACAAGUUUACUAACAUUCCUGUAGCUGUCAGCUUGAUUCCUGUGAGUAGGGCUCAGGGAUUUAUCUUGUUACCAAUGUGUCUGAAGGCCAAAAUAUAUAUCCAGAAGCACAAUGCAUCAUUCCUUUGUUGUUGAUAAUGGACUUUGUUAGCACUUUUUUAAAAAACAAACAAACAAAAACAAACAAACAAAAAAACAAGCAAACCACAUUUGUUAUCUCAAAUUUUGAUGAUAUUCUCAAAUACAAAUAUACUUUUUUAUAUUUCACAAUAUAUGCGAUAUCAGGGGAAUAUGCUAAAUGUUACCACCAGAGGGCACAAGCAUAUCACUUUUAGUAAGGAAAUUACUAGCUUGUGUUGCUAUUUACAUAUGAAUUACUGAUUAUUUUGAAAAGACGGUGUUAUGCUUGGGUGUUAGUGAGGCUGAUAGUCAUGUCAAUCGAUAAACCCUACUUUCCAAAUUAUCUAAAAGAUUACCAUUUGGGGCCCUUGUUUUCAAGUUAUCUAACUGAAAUAUUAUUAAUUUUUUAAAGUUAAUCUCAUUCAGUCUUCUAGUAAUAAAUGCUUUUUUAAGUACCUUCCAUACUCUUCCUACCUGAGGGGUUCAGAGGCUGCUGACUCACACUGCUAACUCUGUUACUGAUAAAAGCAAAUCAAUAACUCUAAAUUCUGGGCGGAUAUAAAGAAAAAAACAAUAUUGGAUUUGGAUCUAAGCUGGGUAAAAUCAGCCUUCUGAGAAGGCUAAGAAACAGUUCAAUUAACUGUAUAGAUCUUUCAUUAGACCAAGAAAUCACUAGAAAUUCUGGGCAGUGCCGUUUGUGGCAUUUGUCUCAGAGUAGCUUAUGACUGCUUUGGUUCUAGCUUUAGAUUUUGGAUUUUCACCAGUCAUGUGUUAAUUUACAUUAGAUAGUAAAGAAUGGCUACACUAAGACUGAAUUAUCUUAUUAGUCUGGCAAGCACAUAAAGUAUACUUGUAUGUAAUGAUUGCCAAGGUAACAGAAUUGCUGACAUCUGUCUAAAAAGUUUUGACUAUCCAAUUUAGAUGUGUAAUUUCUAUAUACUUUAUGCUGUUUUUAUUUCAAUCAUUACAGACAGUCUAUUUAGAGAUCAUGGGCUUUGUUAGCACUUUAAAAAAAAAGCAAACCACACUUGUCCACUGUCCUGUGCUAUUCCUACCAACGACAAUUUAUUAAUCAAUUGACUUAGAAAAUUGGGGGAGAAAUCAUUCAUUGGAGCUUCUUUCUUUACAAAAGACUUUGGUUAUAAGCCCUUUGACUUUUCUAGAUGUGAAACCAUGAAAGGGCAGACCUCCUUCAGAGUGACUCAAGAGGUCUCCCUUUCUUGGAGGGAGUUGGUACAGUCAGCCUUUGGAAAGAAUCCACUGUGAACAAAGCUUAACACAUGGGGCUUCAUCGCCCGUAGAAUAUGUUAUUUUCAAAGAAGUUCAAGAAUUUUCAAGUUGAGCCUUUGAAAAUCCCAUAAAUUGGUUUUAGCUAAACACUCACUAGUAGUGUCUUUAAAUUAUUUAAUCAGGCUUGUCCUUUCAAGGAAGUUACCACUUAAAGAGAUAGUUGGUAAAUAAACAUCUAUACCUUUUCUCAGAAAUGAUUUGCUGAACUAUGUCCAUAUUUUAGAGCUUAGUUAAUAGUUUAUAUGGAAACUAUUAUACAUCUGCUAUUAUGCAAUGAUUGUUAAAUUAUACUGAAGUAGCUCUAGAAAGACACAUGUAUACAAGGCACUAUUGUGCACACUUUGCUGAAUAUUUUGUCAGUUGUAUUUACAAAGAAAGGUGCUUUCUUAAGAGCAUAUAUGUUAUUAAUAUUUGAUAUGAUUUUAAAGUCAGAAUAGUACAAAUUACUGAGUAUUAUAUUUUAGCCUAGAUUAAUUAAAAUUGAAUACUGAAAGAUUUUUUGAGUUGCAAAAAGUUUAUAAAUGCAAAGCAAAAAGAAAACAUUUAUUUUCUGAGUCUGCAGGAGAAACAAACUAAACAUUAUAGUUUUAUAGCUGCUAUCUUGUUAACCAAACAGGUUGUUCAUAAUAUUAAAAAUCUUAUGUAGUUGUGUUAAACUGAACCAAUUCAUUAUACCUUAUGCAUUAAAUUAAAUAUGUUAUAAGGUGGCUUUACUUGUCUUUAUAAAAAUAAAUAUAUCUACUAAA